AUGUCGAAGCCAGCAGUAUUAUUAAUUGGAAAACUUACACACGUGGAGAAGGAAUGGGAAGACUCUGCAACUUUUGCAGAACUAAAGACAUACUCUGGAUCUACUAGAGCAGAAUUCUUAUCCGAAUGCGAGAAAGGAACGUACAAUGGGGUCGUUGCGUUGUAUAGGAGCAAUGAAUCAACAUCGAUCACAGGUCCUUUUGAUGCUCAACUCGUGGGAAAGCUUCCGGAAUCCUUGAAAUACAUCUGCCACAAUGGCGCAGGAUACGACAACAUUGACGUAGAAUCUUACAUUCACAUAUCCAGUACUCCCGUAGCUGUCAACUCAGCUACGGCCGAUAUAGCUAUGUUCCUCAUGCUGGGAGCACUGCGCAGAAUCCACGUUCCAUAUUCGUCUAUUCGAGAGUCUAAAUGGCGAGGUCCAACCCCGCAGCUCGGCCACGAUCCGCAGAACAAAAUCUUGGGAAUAUUGGGUAUGGGAGGGAUAGGCAGAGAAGUGGCAGCUCGCGGUCGUGCAUUCGGGAUGACGAUUCAGUACUACAAUCGCAGUCGCCUACCCGAAGAGUUGGAGAAGGGUGCGAAGUAUGUAGGUUUCGAAGAAUUGAUUCGGACGAGUGACAUCUUGAGUCUGAAUUGUAGUUUGAGGAAGGAGACUGUAGGGAUUAUUGGCCCGAAGGAGUUUGAUAAUAUGAAGCAAGGAGUAGUACUUAUUAACACGGCUAGAGGGAAGCUGAUUGAUGAAGGAGCGCUUGUAGCAGCUCUUGAUUCUGGUAAGGUCUUCAGCGCUGGGCUCGAUGUUUAUGAGGAAGAGCCAAAAGUUCACGAGGGUCUCUUGAACAACCCGAAUGUUGUACUAUUACCGCAUAUUGGAACAGCGACGGUAGAAACCCAGAGAAACAUGGAGUUGCUCGUGUUGGAGAAUAUUGAAAAAGCCGUAACGAAAGGGGAGCUGGUGACACCGAUACCAGAGCAAGCCCAUAUGGAACAGUCAAGUACCGUCAAGUUGUAA
Messenger RNA from Lachnellula hyalina, 1008 nucleotides. Its product is annotated as putative 2-hydroxyacid dehydrogenase. Gene Ontology annotation, cellular component: cytosol. NCBI's taxonomy places the organism in Eukaryota, Fungi, Ascomycota, Leotiomycetes, Helotiales, Lachnaceae. The record is from RefSeq and is a predicted model, not a curated record. The transcript is spliced from 5 exons. Bases 1 to 1008 code for a protein of 335 amino acids. Gene Ontology annotation, molecular function: glyoxylate reductase (NADPH) activity; hydroxypyruvate reductase [NAD(P)H] activity; NAD binding.